AUGGACCCAGGCCCACUCCGUUUCCUCCGUUGCCGGCUGCUUUCUGAAGAACCGACUGCGCUCAUUUGCGGAUUGGUUGCCGAGGGUAUCGUGCCUGUCCCAGCGCAGUUGCGGGACUCCGUCGUCGCCUUUCUCACUCACGCAACAGAAAAAAAAGCCGAUAUCAGCAAGCAACCCCUUCAAACCAUCUUGGAUUCAUACAGGGCCGCAGAGAGUACAUCGUUGCAGCUACGUAAUAAGCUGAGAGAUGAAAUUGCCAAGCUGAUCCAGCUAGCACGCCUCGUGGACGAACCCGAAGACAUUGGCGCACUUUUAGCGCUAAAUUUCGAGUCAGCGUACGCUAUUGCCCGGAUUCCCAAGCAGCAAUUUGUGUCCCGGGCUGCGAGCCAGAUCGACCGCUCGACGGCGGAAACUAUAUGGGCCCGGUCCAAAGCCUUUGUGCUCCGCAACCAAGAAGCCUGGAUAGAAGGCCUCCGCUUGAAAAACGAAGCGCCGCUUGCUGGCACUUCACGAAGGUUACUACAGCCCCAUCCGCGGCUACCAGCUACGACGGCCAGUCUUCCCCUACUCUUCCCGGAUCUGGCACAGAUAACAGAGUGUGCAGAGUGCUCUUCAGUCACCAGCCCGGCUGCGUAUUAUGUCGAUCUCCUGAACCAGCUCAGCAAAAGACCAGCCCAGGUAACAUCCGAGACCCCCACCUUGCUGGACAAGCUUUUCGAGAGGCGGCCCGACCUGGGUGAUCUGGUGCUCUCUUGUGUCAAUACAACGUCGCUGAUUCCCCUGGUCGACCUUGCCAACGAAGCCUUGGAAUCUAUCGUGGCUCAUAGCGCGGCCCAGGUCUCGGACGUGUACAGUUCCGCCGAAGAAGUGGACGACAGCUCAUCCAAAAGCCCAGAAAACAUCAAGCUAGCUGUUUAUGAGCACUUUAUUCAACCCAUGGUCUUCCCCCUCGGGGUGUUUCCAUACAAUCUGGGCGUGGACUGGGUCCGGCUGUACCUGGCAGCCCUCGGUUCUUCAAGAAACGAGCUGCUGACCAUCUUCCGUGCACCGUACCGUCUUCUCCCCGCCUCCAAGGCACAGGAUUCCCGAGUCCUGCAAAUGGCACAGGCUGUCUUGGACCGAUCCAUAUCGGCGGAGUACCUGGCGCUUCAGUGCGAGGACUACAUGGCCAUUGUCCACGAAGCUUUCCACACCCGGGAAUUUCUCGACGCAGUCACUGACACGGAUCCGCCCAGCAGCGUAGAGAGUUACUGCCGAGCCGUUGGUGUCAAGGAUACUUGCGAGUACUGGGGCUACGCUGAUACAAAUACCAUGCUUGGCGAAUCGAAGGGCCUGACAUGUGUGCAGGAUCAGUUUCUGCCCCGCUCGGAACUCUCGUUCAAGGAGUUGCUCGCGCUCCUAAAGACACGCUAUGUGGGCCGGCGACUUGCAAUUAUGUCGACUGCAACUGGGAAGAGCCAAUUCUCUGGAGAUGUGGGAGAGAUGCGAUUACGACGCUAUCCUCCCGACACGUCCUCGAGUUCAGCCCUCCUAAAGGAGGAUUGCGAUGAGUUACAAGCAUUCAUCCGGCUUUGGCGAAAGUUGGGUUGGUCCCUGAGCGACACGGAUGCCGCGGUGGUCAUUCUGGCCGGCACAAGAACUACUGGGGUAGAUGCGCAAAUCAUCGACGGUCUGGCCGAGAUCAAGCGCCUUUCUUCCAUGACGAGGUUGCCGGUAAGGGAUCUCCUUCCGCUAUGGGGCGACAUGGACCCCACUACCGACUCUUCGGUCUAUGUUCGCCUCUUCCUGCGACCCAUGGUGGUGCAAGAAGAUGCUGUCUUCGUCGCCGACAGCAGUGGCCGGUACCUCGCCACACCUGACCUCAAGAUCUCGGACCACCAUCGUAUCAUCCAGUCUACAAUCGGCAUAGCUGCGGCUGAUCUCAUUGCCAUCACAGCAACCGCGGACUGGAUGCAGGAUAGGCUCACUCUCCAGAGCAUAUCUUACAUAUACCGCGUGGCAACGCUAUGCCGCAUGCUGGACCUGCCACCCGUCCUGUACCCGCGGUUUCUGGCCCUGCUUCCGGUGGGCGGCUCUGAUGUCUUUUCGGACCCUAGACAUACCCGUCUUGUUGUUGACCAGUUCCUGGAGCUCAGACGACAAGGCUGGAGCAUGACCAAGCUCCUCUUUGUCGUGAGCAACAUAAUGACAGCGACCGGGAUGCCGUCGACCUUCGAAGUCAAGGACGCCGUUGAGACCACCGCCGAUAUAGUCCGAGAGAACCAGGCUGCGAUGAUGGAUGCUGAUACUUCAGGGAGGGCGAACCAUGAUACUACCUCUACCGAAGAUAUGCGGCGCCCAACUCGAGAAGCAGUUGCCCGGGUUUCCGCGUCACUUUUCGGGCAUGAAAUUGGAAGCGAGGUGGAACGAUUCAUUGAAGGUAGUGGCCCAUGGUUGCGAUUUCAGGCAUCGAGCUUCAUUGAUGAAUAUUCCAUCUGGCUUACCACCGAAGUCCUGGUUAGACUGUCAAGGGCGGCAAUAUGCAUGAGCCUGUCUCGGCUCAGCCGCGAGGAAGUCAUAUAUUUCCAGAGCCUCUCCUCCUUCGACUUCGGCUGCAUGAGCCUUGACAACAUCAGCUUGCUCAGCAGCUACACCAACCUGCGCGAUUCCUUACCGAAGCCGACGGGCAAGAAUGCACUAGACUUCCCUUUAAUCAAUUUCUGGAAGGGACUCGCGAAUUGGGAUUCCUCUCGGAGCCUAGCCCAGGAAAUCGUUUCGGCGACGGGAUGGCAAGAGGGCCUGAUCCGGCAGAUCCUGGAUGCCAAGUACAACAACAUUCACAUAGCAGAUCGCGCUGCUCUAUUUCGAGAUCCACAGGCCCUGCGCGAAUUGCGAGACGCCAUCGCCUUUAUGGCGAGGCUCCAACUCCCUGGUGUGUCAGUCAUGCUGCUGUUCUCUCUUGCCGAACCGGUGUGUCCCCCAGAUCGCGAGGGUCUGGGCUUCCAGGACGCGGCGAGCCUCCGCCUUGCACUGGCGCCUCGCUCAAAUAGCCUCGGAGACAAAUAUCUAGGGGCCGAGAACAGCUCUAGGACGAACAGGCGAGACGCCCUAGUCCAGUUCCUACUACAACAAGACUACAUCAGAGAUCUACAUUUGCAUGACGCUGAUGGAAUUUCCGAGUAUUUCCUCCUUGAUGUGGAGGCCGGUCCGGCAAUGUGCACUUCGCGGAUCAAGCAGGCGAUAUCCACAGUUCAAGUCUUCAUGCAGCGAUGCGUCCUAGGCCUGGAGCGAGGGGCGGCAAUCGACAGCCACGCCAUCAGUCGCGAAGACUUUGACUAUCUCAAGAGAUACCGGUUGUGGGAGGCCAACCGAAAGGCGUUCCUGUACCCGGAAUCCUGGAUCGACCCAACGCUUCGUGACGACAAGAGCGACCAGUUCCGGGCGCUCGAGUCGGCGUUGAGCCAAGGCACCCUGAGCGAGGAAAUGGUAGCAAACACGGUACGGGACUAUGUCUACGCGAUGCACGGAGUCGGCGAUCUCGAGAUCCAAUCGUACCUCUGGGACCGCUACCAGCCCAACAGCAGCGACGGCGAGAAAACGCGCCUGCACGUGUUUGCUCGUACCCGCUCGAGCCCUUGGCAGUACUACUACCGCCCAGUGAGUCUGUUGCGGCCCAAGGGCAGUAGCCCAGCCGUGGCGUUCUGGCAGCCCUGGGAAAAGAUGGCCGUAGACAUACAGACGCAUGAACUGGAAGGGAGUGUUUUCAACAAGAUGACCAACUCGGGCUGCUACAUAGUUCCCGCCGUCCAGAGUGGUCGCCUCUUCUGCUUCCUGCCGCAGUUCUGCCUCGUCAGUCCUGUGACUCCUGUGGACACCGCAGGGAGCAAGUCCACAUUUAGGGACAUGGCAGACCAGAGCGUGUCCAACACCCCGCAGAACAAGCGAUGGGAGGUGCGGAUGGGCUGGACUGAGUAUCGAUGCGGCAAGUGGACGCCAAAAUGUCUUUCAGACGAGGUCCUGCGGAUCGAUGGACUCGUGGACGACUAUAAACCACCUUCGCCGUAUUUGGAUAGCGAUCGCUCUAUUAACGACACGUUUGAGCAGAAUGUUUGUGGUGAAUUGGAAAAGAGGCUCCCACGGAUCGAAACCUUCAAAUUCUGGGUCUCUAGCCGGGCCGUCAGCGGAUCACCAGACGUGCUUGUCAUCAACAUGGAACGUUGGCUUGGGCCGGUGAAUCCUAGAAUGCCGGUAUACCAGAACAAGUACAACAGGUUUUUCGCGUAUAAUGUGGCACAGUACGAAUGGCGGGACGAGCGGCUCGUGCUCGCGGCCACGCCGACGAAUAAUUGGCGGUAUGCUAAUACGAUGCCGACCAACUUCAUGAGGAUGUCAUGGUGGGUGCCGCCGAAUGUCAGCAGCUCGAAUUACCAACCUUUCCCGCAAAACACUCUGGCCAACUACAAUCAGACUCCAGUAGCGCCUCUUUUGGCCCGGCUAGCUAAACCAAGCGUGGAAUCCAAUUUCAACUUCACCAUGUCCUUCAACACGAACUCGGUUGGGACAUCAACAGCCUCUGGCUUUAUAGUCGAUGUGUUAACCGCUGACGGCGUCAGCUGCGUGCUGGGCUACCCGCCCUCACUUCCUCCUCCUUUAGAGGAGUAUGAUGUGUGGAAGUUCUACAAUGUGGCGGCACCCACGCUCAUACAGGCCGCUAGCGGUGGUAUGGAGUCCAUCUUCAAUACCCUUUCCGCCCUGCCCUCGGCUCUGUAUCCGGACGCGUUCGGAACGCGACAGAGAGCUAUCCCACACGAACUCGCCACUUCCCAUUCUCUAUAUACAUGGGAGCUGGGAUUGCACGUUGUCUGUCUCUUGACAGAAAGGUUGUUGUCCACUGGUCAGCUUGAGCUUGCCCUUGGGAUUGCUCGCUUGGUCUUCGACCCAGCGGCUGGAACCCCUGAAACAAACGUCAACAAAUGCUGGAAGUUCCUGCCUUUCCAGAACCCCGCCAUGGUGACGUGGCGCCCCGAGACAAACGCCGCGAGCACCGAGGGCAGGAUUGACUUCUACGAAUGGGACUCGAAUCGCGCCAGUGUGCACGCUGCGGCACGCGUACGACCGGUCGCCUACAUGAAGAGGAUGGUGCUGAAGUACGCCGAGAUUCUCAUCGCGCUAGGGGACGAGCUGUUUCGCCAGAACACGCUCGAGACAAUCCCGCUUGCCAUGCAGCAAUACAUGGAGGCAGCACAUCUCUUUGGACCACCACCGGUUGUUGUGCCCAGUCUGGGAAAACGCAACGCGUGGUCCUACAGGGACCUCGUCAGCAAAGCCGGGCUUGACGCCUUCUCCAACGCAUCGGUCAAGCUGCAGAUGGAGUAUCCCUUCCGAACCGAUGUUGGGGGCGACAACACCGCCGCGGCCGAGCCGAUCCCUUUUAUCCAGACGGGCUACUUUUGCAUUCCAGCGAAUCCCCAGGUGGCUGCCCUGCGCGCCCUCCUGAAUGACCGCUUGUACAAGUGCCGUAAUUCUCUCGAUAUCAACGGCCGUCCGCAGAGGCUCGCACUGUUCGAGCCGGCCCUUGACCCGGGGAUGGUUGUCACGGCCGCCGCGUCAGGGGUCUCACCCUCCGCCAUAGUAAGCGACCUGGGGGCGCCGAUGCCUCGACACCGCUUUACAGCCCUACUGAGCCGCGCUCUGGAGCUGUGUCACGAACUCCGGGAAAUGGAUGCCCGGGCCCUGAACGUGCGCGAAAGGAAGGACGCAGAAGCGCUGGCGACGCUGCAAGCGAAGCACAGCUCGGCCGUGCUCGGACUUGUCAUGGAUGUCAAGCAGUCGCAGAAGGCGGAAGCGCUAGCCGCCAUCGAGACGCUCGAAGAGACCCGGCGGGCACAUAGUGCCCGGCUUUCCUUCUAUCUCUCUCUCACGGGUGAUUCGAUGCCGGCCCUAACCAACGACGGCGACUGGCAGGAGAUCCCACAGACGGUCGGGCAGCCCGGCAACGACGAGCUCCGCGCUGGCCCAAGCGAGCAGGAGGAGUACGCCCAGGCACAGAAGCUCCUCGACCUCGGCAAGAACAAAAACUUGCAAGAGCUGCUGGCAGCCAUACUCGACGCUGUUCCAGCUUUCUAUUUCAACUUCGAGCCGUGGGGCGUGGGGACUACCAUGGAGUUCGGAGGUCCCCUCCUCGCACGUAUCGCACGCAUCCAUUUGGCGCAGGUCGGCCACGACGAGCAGGCGGCGUUGAACGAGAGCAGACUAGCGGGCCUGAAAGCCCAUCUACAGUAUCGACUGCAGGAGCACCGGGAGCUAGCGAACCAGGCGGGCCGGGAGAUUAAGAUUGUUGACCGUAUGAUCGAGGCUGCGAAGGCACAUGUGGCGUCGUGUGAGAAGGCAAUCCGAGAACAGCAGCAACGGCUGGAUGCGGCGGCCGAGAUGGAGGAGUGGCUGCGGUCAAAAUACACAAACAAGCAGUUGUACGCCUGGAUGGACAAGCAAUACGGCAUGUUCCUGCAGCAUGCCUAUUCGCUUGCGAGCGACAUGGCCAGACAGGCCGAGAGGGCCUUUGCCUUUGAGCGCCCCACCGAGAGCGCUAGGCACUUGGUCACGGGCGGGAGCGGCUACUGGAACAGCGCCAGAGACGGAAUGCUGAGUGGUGAGAAUCUGUGGAUCGACCUCAAGAAGAUGGAAUCGACCUACUUGAACACAAGAGGGCACGACUUCGAGGUCGUAAAGGCCGUGUCUCUGAGGCAGCUUGACCCCCUGGGACUGCUCCUGCUCCGGGAAACUGGCCACGUCGAGUUUUCUUUGCCAGAGUUCCUCUUCGACAUUGAUUUUCCUGGGCAUUACUGCAGACGAAUCGUGUCGGUGUCGUUGACUAUCCCCUGCAUCAUCAGCCCCUACACAAGCCAGAACUGCACCCUCCGCCUCCUCCGACACGUAUACCGCAUCCGAGCCGAUGCCGGCGAGUCCGCAGCAACCUACCCCGAAGACCCCCUGGGAGACACCCGCUUUCGCACCGACAACAUCCCCAUCACAGCCAUCGCCAUAGACAGCCCGUCGUCGAACCCCCGGGCCGCAGCAGCGUCCCUCUCUUUCGGCUUCCCCCCGGGAGGAGAGAGCUGCUACUCCCCCUUCGAAGGGGCCGGCGCCAUCUCCACCUGGCAGAUUGACCUGCCGCCCGAGCUGCGGCCGUUUGACUACCGCACCAUCAGCGACGCGGUCCUGCACCUGCGGUACACGGCCCGCGACGGAGGCGCCGCCUUUCGCCAGACGGCCAGCGAGGCAACGUUUGCGGCGCUACAGCAGCAGCAGCAAGCCUCCCGCCCGAGUCCUCUUUCGCUGCUGAUCAACGCCCAGAGCGACUUCGCCACAGGCUGGGCCGGCUUCCAAGCUGCCGUGCGGGAAGGGCGCGAUGCGCGGCUACACCUGUCUGGCGUGGAGGGCUUCUUGCCCUUCUGGACGCAGCGGAUGAUUGCGAUGGUGGAGAGCAUCUUUGUCGUGUUCUUCCCAGAUCCGUCCGCGGAGGGGGUUGAUACGGCUGGCUUUGCGAUUGACGAGUAUCCUGGGCUAACGUGGACGAAGGCGCCCAGUGCGGCCGUCGGCGGAAACGCGUUGGUACUUGAAGCGAGCACUGUGAAUCAGCAGUUGGUAUCGGACUGGCAUGUAACGCUUCCUAGCAGUGGGAGAGCGGCUACGGUUGAUUCAAUGUGGUUUCUAGUUCGGUAUUCCGUGAAUCGAGCGGCUGGGUAG
Lasiosphaeria miniovina is the source of this 7725-nucleotide messenger RNA. RefSeq lists its product as uncharacterized. NCBI's taxonomy places the organism in Eukaryota, Fungi, Ascomycota, Sordariomycetes, Sordariales, Lasiosphaeriaceae. Bases 1 to 7725 code for a protein of 2574 amino acids. The transcript has 4 exons. The record is from RefSeq and is a predicted model, not a curated record.